This is a messenger RNA of Coregonus sp. 'balchen', 29485 nucleotides long. Lineage: Eukaryota; Metazoa; Chordata; Actinopteri; Salmoniformes; Salmonidae. The record is from the annotation of a GenBank genome assembly.
AUGUCUUCUUUCCCCUCCCAGGAUGCGAAGAAGGCUCUGAGUCGGGGCUCCAAGAUGAGUGUGACAUCAUGGUUCCUGGUCAGCAGCUCAGGCACAAGACACCGGUUGCCACCAGAGAUGAUCUUUGUAGGCCGGGAGGAGUGCGAGCUCAUGUUGCAGGUGUGUAUGACAUCUACAGCACCUUCUGUUUACACACCAGACACAUCAAUCUGUCAUGUGACCCUUAGACAAUCAGCUGUCCAUUCACACUCUUGUGAAAGGAUGUAGCCUAUAAUAGGGUCAUGACUCAAAGAAAGCAAGUUAGGUUAAUGUACUAGAGCUCUUGUAGGAGUUGAUCUGUGUGUACUUGAGAGGUUUGUGUUACGGGUGUUUUUAAGAGUAGUGCCUGCUGGGAGUAAUUGCCUCUGGCAACCGUUCAAUGUUAAAGAAAAAUGCUUACUUAUACAUUCCACCCUGCUGUUUUUCUCCAUGUUUCCUGGUUCUAGUUACUGUUUGGAAUUCUUUGGGAAUUUCUCUGUGUACUUCUCGCUCUUAAGCCACUGGAAAAAAGAACGCUGCCUUGAAAAUAGUUUAUAAACUUUCCUCAGUCUGUGGUUUGUUCAAAAUGCCCUUCCCACCACAUCUGCUUGCAGAAUUGAAAAGCUGCUCUUGUCCACAUUCAGGCAUCACUUUCAGGCAUCAUUGGAAAUGUUGCUUACUUACGGUCCAUUCGGAAAGUAUUCAGACCCCUUGACUUUUUAAACAUUUUGUUAUGCUACAGCCUUAUUCUAAAAUGGAUUAAACACAAUCUACACACAAUACCCCAUAAUGACAAAGCAAUAACAGGAUUUUAGAAAUGUUUGCAAAUGUAUUAAAAAUUAAAAACAGAAAUACCUUAUUUACUGUUGUCUCGUUGAGGACAGGGAUGAUGGUUUGAGUUGUGUGAAGUGGUCACUCUGCCUGUUCAGUGUCAGACUGGAGUUGUCAAAGACUCCAGUCAUCAAAGACAUAGACUGUUCUCUCUGCUACCGCACGGCAAACCGUACCGGAGCACCAAGUCUAGGUCCAAAAGGCUCCUUAACAGCUUCUACCCCAAGCCAUAAGACUGCUGAACAAUUAAUCAAAUGGCUACCCGGACUAUUUGCAUUAGUGUCCUAAGUUUUCAUAACUGUGACCUUAAUUGCCUACGGUCUGUAAGCUGUUAGUGUCUUAACGACCGUUCCACAGGUGCAUGUUCAUUUAUUUUUAUGGUUCAUUGAACAAGCAUGGGAAACAGUGUUUAAACCCUUUACAAUGAAGAUCUGUGAAGUUAUUUCGAUUUGUUCGAAUUAUCUUUGAAAGACAGGGUCCUGAAAAAGGGACGUUUCUUUUUUUGCUGUGUGUGUGUGUAUAUAUAUUAUAUAUAUAUAUAUAUAUAUAAGAGGAUUGGGAUGAAACCAAAAUAGAACUUUUUGGUAAAAACUCAACUCGUCGUGUUUGGAGGACAAAGAAUGCUGAGUUGCAUCCAAAGAACACCAUACCUACUGUGAAGCAUGGGGGUGGAAACAUCAUGCUUUGGGUCUGUUUUUCUGCAAAGGGACCAGGACGACUGAUCCGUGUAAAGGAAAUAAUAAAUGGGGCCAUGUAUCGUGAGAUUUUGAGUGAAAACCUCCUUCCAUCAGCAAGGGCAUUGAAGAUGAAACGUGGCUGGGUCUUUCAGCAUGACAAUGAUCCCAAACACACCGCCCGGGCAACGAAGGAGUGGCUUCGUAAGAAGCAUUUCAAGGUCCUGGAGUGGCCUAGCCAGUCUCCAGAUCUCAACCCCAUAGAACAUCUUUGGAGGGAGUUAAAAGUCCGUGUUGCCCAGCGACAGCCCCAAAACAUCACUGCUCUAGAGGAGAUCUGCAUGGAAGAAUGGGCCAAAAUACCAGCAACAGUGUGAAAACCUUGUGAAGACUUACAGAAAACGUUUGACCUGUGUCAUUGCCAACAAAGGGUAUAUAACAAAGUAUUGAGAAACUUUUGUUAUUGACCAAAUACUUAUUUUCCACCAUAAUAAUCGCAAUAAAAUGCAAAUGAAUUACUUAAAAAUCAUACAAUGUGAUUUUCUGGAUUUUUGUUUUAGAUUCCGUCUCUCACAGUUGAAGUGUACCUAUGAUAAAAAUUACAGACCUCUACAUGCUUUGUAAGUAGGAAAACCUGCAAUAUCGGCAGUGUAUCAAAUACUUGUUCUCCCCACUGUGUGUGUGUGUGUAUAGUAUAUUAUAUAUAUAUUAUAUAUAUAUAUAUAUAUAUAAUAUAUAUAUAUAUAUAUAUAGGUAAAAGUCAGUAAAUUAGAAUAUUUUGAAAAACUUGAUUUAUUUCAGUAAUUGCAUUCAAAAGGUGUAACUUGUACAUUAUAUUUAUUCAUUGCACACAGACUGAUGCAUUAAAAUGUUUAUUUCAUUUAAUUUUGAUGAUUUGAAGUGGCAACAAAUGAAAAUCCAAAAUUCCGUGUGUCACAAAAUUAGAAUAUUGUGUAAGGGUUACAUUUUGAAGACACCUGGUGCCACAAAAUAAUCAGCUGAUUAACUCAAAACACCUGCAAAGGGCUUUAAAUGGUCUCUCAGUCCAGUUCUGAAGCCUACACAAACAUGGGGAAGACUUCAGAUUUGACAGCUGUCCAAAAGGCGACCAUCGACACAUUGCACAAGGAGGGAAAGACACAAAAGGUUAUUGCAGAAGAGGCUGGCUGUUCUCAGAGCUCUGUGUCCAAACACAUUAAUAGAGAGGCAAAGGGAAGGAAAAACUGUGGUCAGAAAAAGUGUACAAGCGAUAGGGAUCACCGCGCCCUAGUCAAGAUUGUGAAAAAAAACCCAUUCAAAAAUGUGGGGGAGAUUCACAAGGAGUGGACAGCUGCUGGAGUCAGGGCUUCAAGAUCCACCACCAAGAGACGCUUGAAAGACAUGGGUUUCAACUGCCGCAUACCUCGUGUCAAGCCACUGUUGACCAAGAAACAGCGCGAAAAGCGUCUCACCUGGGCUAAGGAAAAAAAGAGCUGGACUGCUGCUGAGUGGUCUAAAGUCAUGUUUUCUGACGAAAGCAAAUUUUGCAUUUCCUUUGGAAAUCGAGGUCCCAGAGUCUGGAGGAAGACAGGAGAGGCACAGGAUCCACGUUGCCUGAAGUCUAGUGUAAAGUUUCCACCAUCAGUGAUGGUUUGGGGUGCCAUGUCAUCUGCUGGUGUCGGUCCACUCUGUUUCCUGAGAUCCAGGGUCAACGCAGCCGUUUACCAGCAAGUUUUAGAGCACUUCAUGCUUCCUGCUGCUGACCUGCUCUAUGGAGAUGGAGAUUUCAGGUUCCAACAGGACUUGGCGCCUGCACACAGCGCAAAAUCUACCCGUGCCUGGUUUACGGACCAUGGUAUUUCUGUUCUAAAUUGGCCAGCCAACUCCCCUGACCUUAGCCCCAUAGAAAAUCUGUGGGGUAUUGUGAAAAGGAAGAUGCAGAAUGCCAGACCCAACAACGCAGAAGAGUUGAAGGCCACUAUCAGAGCAACCUGGGCUCUCAUAACACCUGAGCAGUGCCAGAAACUCAUCGACUCCAUGCCACGCCGCAUUAAUGCAGUAAUUGAGGCAAAAGGAGCUCCAACCAAGUAUUGAGUAUUGUACAUGCUCAUAUUUUUCAUUUUCAUACUUUUCAGUUGGCCAACAUUUCUAAAAAAUCCCUUUUUUGUAUUAGCCUUAAGUAAUAUUCUAAUUUUGUGACACACGGAAUUUUGGAUUUUCAUUUGUUGCCACUUCAAAUCAUCAAAAUUAAAUGAAAUAAACAUUUGAAUGCAUCAGUCUGUGUGCAAUGAAUAAAUAUAAUGUACAAGUUACACCUUUUGAAUGCAAUUACUGAAAUAAAUCAAGUUUUUCAAAAUAUUCUAAUUUACUGACUUUUACCUGUAUGUAUAUAUAUAUAUAUAUAUAUAUAUAUAUAUAUAUAUAUAUAUAUAUAUAUAUAUAUAUAUAUAUAUAUAUAUAUAUAUAUAUAUACAUACACACACAGUGGGCAAAAAAGAAUUUAGUCAGCCACCAAUUGUGCAAGUUCUCCCACUUAAAAAGAUGAGAGAGGCCUGUAAUUUUCAUCAUAGGUACACGUCAACUAUGACAGACAAAUUGAGGAAAAAAAUUCCAGAAAAUCACAUUGUAGGAUUUUUAAUGAAUUUAUUUGCAAAUUAUGGUGGAAAAUAAGUAUUUGGUCACCUACAAACAAGCAAGAUUUCUGGCUCUCACAGACCUGUAACUUCUUCUUUAAGAGGCUCCUCUGUCCUCCACUCGUUACCUGUAUUAAUGGCACCUGUUUGAACUUGUUAUCAGUAUAAAAGACACCUGUCCACAACCUCAAACAGUCACACUCCAAACUCCACUAUGGCCAAGAGCAAAGAGCUGUCAAAGGACACCAGAAACAAAAUUGUAGACCUGCACCAGGCUGGGAAGACUGAAUCUGCAAUAGGUAAGCAGCUUGGUUUGAAGAAAUCAACUGUGGGAGCAAUUAUUAGGAAAUGGAAGGCAUACAAGACCACUGAUAAUCUCCCUCAAUCUGGGGCUCCACGAAAGAUCUCACCCCGUGGGGUCAAAAUGAUCACAAGACCGGUGAGCAAAAAUCCCAGAACCACACGGGGGGACCUAGUGAAUGACCUGCAGAGAGCUGGGACCAAAGUAACAAAGCCUACCAUCAGUAACACACUACGCCGCCAGGGACUUAAAUCCUGCAGUGCCAGACGUGUCCCCCUGCUUAAGCCAGUACAUGUCCAGGCCCGUGCUAGCGUGCAUUUGGAUGAUCCAGAAGAGGAUUGGGAGAAUGUCAUAUGGUCAGAUGAAACCAAAAUAGAACUUUUUGGUAAAAACUCAACUCGUUGUGUUUGGAGGACAAAGAAUGCUGAGUUGCAUCCAAAGAACACCAUACCUACUGUGAAGCAUGGGGGUGGAAACAUCAUGCUUUGGGGCUGUUUUUCUGCAAAGGGACCAGGACGACUGAUUCGUGUAAAGGAAAGAAUGAAUGGGACCAUGUAUGGUGAGAUUUUGAGUGAAAACCUCCUUCCAUCAGCAAGGGCAUUGAAGAUGAAACGUGGCUGGGUCUUUCAGUAUGACAAUGAUCCCAAACACACCGCCCGGGCAACGAAGGAGUGGCUUCGUAAGAAGCAUUUCAAGGUCCUGGAAUGGCCUAGCCAGUCUCCAGAUCUCAACCCCAUAUAAAAUCUUUGGAGGGAGUUGAAAGUCCGUGUUGCCCAGCGACAGCCCCAAAACAUCACUGCUCUAGAGGAGAUCUGCAUGGAGGAAUGGGCCAAAAUACCAGCAACAGUGUGUGAAAACCUUGUGAAGACUUACAGAAAACGUUUGACCUGUGUCAUUGCCAACAAAGGGUAUAUAACAAAGUAUUGAGAAACUUUUGUUAUUGACCAAAUACUUAUUUUCCACCAUAAUUUGCAAAUAAAUUCAUUAAAAAUCAUACAAUGUGAUUUUCUGGAUUUUUUUUCCUCAUUUUGUCUGUCAUAGUUGACGUGUACCUAUGAUGAAAAUUACAGGCCUCUCUCAUCUUUUUAAGUGGGAGAACUUGCACAAUUGGUGGCUGACUAAAUACUUUUUUUCCCCACUGUAUAUAUAUAUAUAUACACAGUGAGGGAAAAAAGUAUUUGAUCCCCUGCUGAUUUUGUACGUUUGCCCACUGACAAAGACAUGAUCAGUCUAUAAUUUUAAUGGAAGGUUUAUUUGAACAGUGAGAGACAGAAUAAUAAAAAAUUAAUAAUAAUAAAAAUAAAGAAUAACAAAAUACAAAUCCAGAAAACGCAUGUUAUGAAUUGAUUUGCAUUUUAAUGAGGGAAAUUAGUAUUUUACCCCUCUGCAAAACAUGACUUAGUACUUGGUGGCAAAACCCUUGUUGACAAUCACAGAGGUCAGAUGUUUCUUGUAGUUGGCCACCAGGUUUGCACACAUCUCAGGAGUGGUUUUGUCCCACUCCUCUUUGCAGAUCUUCUCCAAGUCAUUAAGGUUUCGAGGCUGACGUUUGGCAACUCAAACCUUCAGCUCCCUCCACAGAUUUUCUAUGGGAUUAAGGUCUGGAGACUGGCUAGGCCACUCCAGGACCUUAAUGUGCUUCUUCUUGAGCCACUCCUUUGUUGCCUUGGCCGUGUGUUUUGGGUCAUUGUCAUGCUGGAAUACCCAUCCACGACCCAUUGUCAAUGCCCUGGCUGAGGGAAGGAGGUUCUCACCCAAGAUUUGACGGUACAUGGCCCCGUCCAUCGUCCCUUUGAUGCGGUGAAGUUGUCCAGUCCCCUUAGCAGAAAAACACACCCAAAGCAUAAUGUUUCCACCUCCAUGUUUGACGGUGGGGAUGGUGUUCUUGGGGUCAUAGGCAGCAUUCCUCCUCCUCCAAACACGGCGAGUUGAGUUGAUGCCAAAGAGCUCCAUUUUGGUCUCAUCUGACCACAACACUUUCACCCAGUUCUCCUCUGAAUCAUUCAGAUGUUCAUUGGCAAACUUCAGACGGGCCUGUAUAUGUGCUUUCUUGAGCAGGGGGACCUUGCGGGCGCUGCAGGAUUGCAGUACUUCACGGCGUAGUGUGUUACCAAUUGUUUUCUUGGUGACUAUGGUCCCAGCUGCCUUGAGAUCAUUGACAAGAUCCUCCUGUGUAGUUCUGGGCUGAUUCCUCACCGUUCUCAUGAUCAUUGCACCUCCACGAGGUGAGAUCUUGCAUGGAGCCCCAGGCCGAGGGAGAUUGACAGUACUUUUGUGUUUCUUCCAUUCUCACCAAGCUGCUUGGCGAUGGUCUUGUAGCCCAUUCCAGCCUUGUGUAGGUCUACAAUCUUGUCCCUGACAUCCUUGGAGAGCUCUUUGGACUUGGCCAUGGUGGAGAGUUUGGAAUCUGAUUGAUUGAUUGCUUCUGUGGACAGGUGUCUUUUUAUACAGGUAACAAACUGAGAUUAGGAGCACUCCCUUUAAGAGUGUUCUCCUAAUCUCAGCUCGUUACCUGUAUAAAAGACACCUGGGAGCCAGAAAUAUUUCUGAUUGCGAGGGUCAAAUACUUAUUUCCCUCAUUAAAAUGCAAAUCAAUUUAUAACAUUUUUGACAUGCGUUUUUCUGGUUUUGUUGUUGUUAUUCUGUCUCUCACUGUUCAAAUAAACCUAGCAUUAAAAUUAUAGACUGAUAAUUUCUUUGUCAGUGGGCAAACUUACAUAAUCAGCAGGGGAUCAAAUACAUUUUUCCCUCACUGUACAUACAUGCAUACAUACAGUACCAGUCAAAAAUUUGGACACACCUACUCAUUCCAGGGCUUUUCUUUAUUUUUACUAUUUUUUACAUUAUAGAAUAAUAGUGAAGACAUCAAAACUAUGAAAUAACACAUAUGGAAUCUUGUAAUAAUAAUAAUAAUAUGCCAUUUAGCAGACGCUUUUAUCCAAAGCGACUUAGUCAUGCGUGCAUACAUUUUUGUGUAUGGGUGGUCCCGGGGAUCGAACCCACUACCUUGGCGUUACAAGCGCCGUGCUCUACCAGCUGAGCUACAGAGGACCAACAAAGUGUUAAACAAAUCAAAAUAUGUUUUGUAUUUGAGAUUCUUCAAAAUAGCCACCCUUUGCCUUGAUGACAGCUUUGCACACUAUUGGCAUUCUCUCAACCAGAUUAAUGAGGUAGUCACCUGGAAUGCAUUUCAAUUAACAGGUGUGCCUUGUUAAAAGUUAAUUGGUCGAAUUUCUUUCCUUCUUAAUGCAUUUGAGCCAAUCACUUUUGUUGUGACAAGGUAGGGGGGGUGUAUACAGAAGAUAGCCCUAUUUGGUAAAAGACCAAGUCCAUAUUAGGGCAAGAACAGCUCAAAUAAUCAAAGAGAAAUGACAGUCCAUCAUUACUUUAAGACAUGAAGGUCAGUCAAUCCAGAAAAUUUGAAGAACUUUAAAAGUUUAUUUAGGUGCAGUUGCAAAACCCAUCAAACGCUAUGAUGAAACUGGCUCUCAUGAGGACCAUGAAGCAUGGAGGAGGAGGUGUUAUGGUGUGGGGGUGCUUUGCUGUUGACACUGUCUGUGAUUUAUUUAGAAUUCAAGGCACACUUACCAGCAUGGCUACCACAGCAUUCUGCAAUGAUACGCCAUCCCAUCUGGUUUUGGCUUAGUGGGACAAUCAUUUUGUUUUUCAGCAGGACAAUGAUCCAACACACCUUCAGGCUGUGUAAGGGCUAUUUGACCAAGAAGGAGAGUGAUUGAGUGCUGCAUCAGAUGACCUGGCCUCCACAAUCCCCCGACCUCAACCCAAUUGAGAUGGUUUGGGAUGAGUUGGACCGCAGAGUGAAGGAAAAGCAGCCAACAAGUGCUCAGCAUAUAUGGGAACUCCUUCAAGACUGUUGGAAAAGCAUUCCAGGUGAAACUGGUUGAGAGAAUGCCAAGAGUGUAGAAAACUGUAAUCAAGGCAAAGGGUGGCUACUUUGAAGAAUCUCAAGUAUAAAAUAUAUUUUGAUUUGUUUAACACUUUUUGGGUUACUACAUGAUUCCAUAUGUGUAAUUUCAUAGUUUCAUUAUCUUCACUAUUAUUGUACAAUGUAGAAAAUAGUAAAAAUAAAGAAAAACCCUGGAAUGAGUAGGUGUCCAAACUUUCGCUAUAUAUAUUUAUAUUUUUUUAGUUAGUAAAUACUUUCUUAAAACUGCAUUGUUGGGCUUGUAAGUAAGCAUUUCACCGUAAGGUCUACACAUGUUGUAUUCGGCGCAUGUGACAAAUAAAAUGUGAUUUGAUUUCAACCAGUGGGUACUAUAAGCACCAGGUUAAUAGUGAUUAUUUGCAGGAAUGUAAGCAAACUCAAAGGCCUAUCCGUUCGACUAUGAGCACACUGUGUAUCUACUGUACAUGCAUGUAGCCUUAAUUGCAGAUAUUUUGUUGCACUGCUUAUGACAGUAUCCAGUCUGAGGUUUGUUAGCCCAUCAGUAUGUGAUGCUCAGGUAUGUUCUCUGUCUUGUUUUACAGUCGCGCAGUGUGGACAAGCAGCAUGCUGUCGUCAACUACAGCCCAGCCACAGACGAGCAUAUGGUGAAGGACCUGGGCAGCCUGAACGGGGUGAGUCCAUGUACCCUCCUUGUCCCCUGCAUACAAGUUAAAUAAAGGAUCCAGCCAGCCACAGCCCUCCCUGGAGGGUCCAGAGGCCCACUACCAGUCCCCCAGGCCCAAGCACAAAAGAGCCCUCUCUGUGCCAGAGAUGGUUGUUAGAGCAGCAAUGAGCACUGCAUUUUCUGCUGUCCUGGGCCUUUUCUUCUGGUCUCUCUCUCGCUCUCUCUUCUUCUGGUGUCUCUCUCUCACUCUCUCUUCUUCUGGUGUCUCUCUCUCGCUCUCUCUUCUUCUGGUCUCUCUCUCUCCUUCUGGUCUCUCUCUCUUUUCUUCUGGUGUCUCUCUCUCUCUCUUUUCUUCUGGUGUCUCUCUCUCUCUCUCUCUUCUUCUGGUCUCUCUCUCUCUCGCGCUCUCUUCUUCUGGUGUCCCUCUCGCUCUCUUCUUCUGGUGUCCCUCUCUCGCUCUCUUCUUCUGGUGUCUCUCUCUCUUUUCUUCUGGUGUCUCUCUCUCUCAUUUCUUCUGGUGUCUCUCUCUCUCAUUUCUUCUGGUCUCUCUCUCUCAUUUCUUCUGGUCUCUCUCUCUCUCGCUCUCUCUUCUUCUGGUCUCUCUCUCUCUCGCUCUCUCUUCUUCUGGUGUCUCUCUCUCUUCUUCUGGUGUCUCUCUCUCUCCUUCUGGUCUCUCUCUCUCUCCUUCUGGUCUCUCUCUCUCUCUCUCCUUCUGGUCUCUCUCUCUUCUUCUGGUGUCUCUCUCUCGCUCUCUCUUCUUCUGGUGUCCCUCUCUUUCUUUUCUUCUGGUCUCUCUCUCUCUCUCUCUCUCUCUCUUUUCUUCUGGUGUCUCUCUCUUGCUCUCUCUUCUUCUGGUGUCUCUCUCGCUCUCUCUUCUUCUGGUAGUGGGUUCGAUCCCCGGGACCAUCCAUACACAAAAAUGUAUGCACACAUGACUGUAAGUCGCUUUGGAUAAAAGCGUCUGCUAAAUGGCAUAUUAUUAUUUUAUUAUUAUUAUUUAUUUUCUUCUGGUGUCUCUCUUGCUCUCUCUCUUUUCGUCUGGUGUCUCUCUUGCUCUCUCUCUUUUCUUCUGGUGUCUCGCUCUCUCCUUCAACAUAGAUGGCCAUUUACAUAACUGCAUAAUCUCAUUAAUGCAUUAACGUACAGGUAGGAUAGCUUAACUUUCACUGGGAAAACAGCCAACUGCAAAGCAUCUUAGCUUUGGCAAACCCCAGAGGCUGUGUGUGCAAGGAAAUGACCUGGAACUAACUCAUUUAUCAUCAGUGUCUGUUAUUAGUCCAAUGGAAUUAAACUAAUCAGGAUUGUUGUGAAAACAUAAUUCCUGUGUGUAGAUUUUUCUGAAGCUUUCAAUGUAAACACACAAAAAAACUAACUUUAUUUAUUUUCUCCCCAGACUUUUGUGAAUGAUCUGAGAAUCCCAGACGAGACUUACAUCACCCUGAAGCUCUCUGAUGUCAUCCGCUUUGGAUAUGAUAUCCUUUUGUUUAUCUGAUAAUGAUUUUGUAAUUUUCUUAGUGUUUUAUUGAUUCUUCAUUGAUUAGGGAUUUUCUUGAUUGGAUCAAAAGGAUGCAUACUUUUUAACCUCUGAGUGCUCUGUUGUAAUUAUUUCUUACAAACAAUUGGAUUUCAUAAAGUUUUGUCUACAAUAGCUGUUAGAAAGCAAUUUAAAACAUUCAUUUUCUUCUUCCUCUGUGGUUUGUGCACCAAACUCUCCCAGCAUAUUAAUUCCUUGUGGUUUGAGUCAGGGGUUUUAGAUUAUGUUCAACUCCGGACUGAAAAUCUUUUGGACCCGUGAACCUCUGAGCUGAAAAACAUGAAUAGUGAAAUUUAGUUUAGAUAACAGGGAGAAAAGCUGCUUAAAGGUAGACAUUUAGACAUGUCACAUGUCUCAGAGUUGUCAGAAAGUUAGAGCUUCAAGGAAUGCAUAGGCUAAUAAUUAGACAAGAUAGCAAGUGUCAGUGACAUGUAUUAUUUAUUCUAACCCAAUGGCUCCUGUCAGAAUAUGCCUUCCUUAGCUCUGCUUCCACAUUGUCAUGUGUACAUCCUGGAGAGGAGUCAACACAAGGUGCCAGAGGAGGCUCUCAAAGUAAGUGCGAACUUCCACACAUGUACAUAUCAUCUAUGAAUAUGAGUGAUUGUCAGGUAGGGGCUUCUUCAUAUCCUACUUUCCUCUUGUGUUUAUUAGCAUGAGAAGUACACCAGCCAGCUGCAGAUGAGUGUGGAGACCCUGGAGGCCAGGAAGAGAGAGAAGGAGAGGCAGCAUGCUAAGGAGAAGACCAGAGACUCAUCCUGCUUCAAACAGGAGAAAGCCGAGCAUAAAGCUGCCCUCGCAGCAGGUAAAACCCUGUUUAACUCGCAACUUCAAGUCUGCCCCAGUCCACCUCUUGUUGUCCUUUUCUUCUAGCGCCCACAGUAUAGGUGCUAUCCUAUAUUAUAGACCAGGCCUAGGCAUUUUCUCUGCAAGGUCAAAAAUUAUAGCAAAUACAAUUGAUUAACUUAACUGUUUGUCUUGUCACAAACAGUACCAGUAAAUACCAGUCUGUUAUGCCUUAGGUAAAAGAUAGCUGCUGAUGUCGGUUUCAAUAUCUUAUUUACAUGAGGAAGAAGAAGAAGAAGCCUUUUAUACCACAAACUGUUAGAGGAUCUGUUAAGAUGUACACAGCUCUCCUUGUUAAGCGCACCCCUAGUGUGCGAUCAAGCUACCUUGUGAGGGGAUCGGGUCAAAGGUUCAAUCCAGUAGGGUCAGACGCGCAGCAUUACUAGUGUGGAACUCCAGUUGGCAGGGUGAGUGAAAUUAUAUUGGGCUUGCCUGCUGAGCAUGUUGAGCUGGGACAGAUAAAGUCUUAUGUCUGUCUGCCAUGCCUCUGGACUGGGGCUGACCCCAGGGAGGCAGGUAGCUUAGUGGUUAAGAGCGUUGUGCCAGUAACCGAAAGGUUGCUGGUUCUAAUCCCCGAACCGACUAGGUGAAAAAUCUGUCGAUGUGCCCUUGAGCAAGGCACUUAACCCUAAUUGCUCCUGUAAGUCGCUCUGGAUAAGAGCGUCUGCUAAAUGACCAAUUUAUUUAUUAUUAUUAUUAUUUACUCCUGGUGGUGCUAGCACGUGCACUAGAAGGAUUAGAAAGGUGCGUGCGUGCGUGCGUGCGGCUGUGUUUUUCGUGCCAAGCGGGCACUGCUGUUAGGGGGAUUGUGGAUUUGCUGUCUCACUCACCGUACAGUCACAGUACUUACAGGUGUCCCUCUGUCCUCAGCUCUGCUUUUGGGCUACAUCUUUUGGGAUUUUAUAUGGUUUACAGUGCAGUUAGGUUCCUAAAGCACCGAGGGGUGUACUCGGCAAGGGAAUGCAGGGGUGGACCAUCACUAGUGGCUUUAACUACUGACAGUCACAAGGUUAUGACACUACAGACCUCCAGCCAUUAACACUUAGUUUAGAGGUUUACGUUCAGCCUCCUCCUCUCCCACUCUGCCUGUAUGUGAUGGGUUAAUGUAGCUACUGACUGAUUCCUUAUGUAGCUACUGACUGAUUCCUUAUUUCCUUCUGAAGCAGCUGGACUGGUGAGGUGACCACAGUGACAGCACAGUGUCAGGGUCCCCACCCUGUUCAGACAUUGAGGCUGUGAGCAGGAUAUGUGUCUGUUUUUCCUGCAGCCUUGCAAGGUGUGGACUGUGGAGCCUGACCUCCUGCUGCUGCCUGUCUGUAAAGCAGUCUGCUGGCUCUCUGAGUGUACAGUAGGCCUGGGUGUGACUGUAGUCUAACCUGACAGGACCUAGGGCUACUCACUGUUUCCACCAUAGACAUUACAGUAACUGUCCACUGUUUCCAGAUUUUUUUGAAAUAUGACCUAUAAUGAAUAACAAUAUGAGUAAAAUUGUUUCCCUAAUUAUGUUAAAAAGCAGCUUUUCUGUGUUGGAAUGGUGUGUGUGCAUACCCCAACAACAGAAUGGUGUGGGUGUAUAACAGUCAUUAAAAAUAUUAAUACAAAUAGUAUUUAGAUGGACUGAGAAGCUCAGUUUUGGUGACUUUUUAAAAUAACAUUCUAGUCCAAAAUGAAUGAAAAUAAAAGUAUGCUGACACCAUCUAAAAUAUAAUUUCCACCUCCAGAAAUGAGCCCAAUAACACAUAGUAAAAUUAGUGAAUUUCUAUUUUUACAUAUUAGGCCAUGUAAAUAGCCUAUGCAUGGUCCACAUUAUCAGGUAGGCUAUGCCUGUAGCCCAACUGAUGCAGCAAAGUGCAAAUAAAUAGGCUGAAGCAUGGGGUUACCUAUCAGCAUUUAUCCUAUUUGGCUAAUCAUUAGGCAGAUCCCAAAUGUGAUCUUUUAACUAUUGUAGUUAUUAUCCUAUUGAUAAAUGUUAUGUCCCACAAAACUUGCUUAAACACAGUGAAUAUAAUGUAGGCCUACCUGUUAGGGUAACUUGGGGUAACACGCCCCCUACCUGUACUUCUCACAGAAACCACUUUGUCACAAUUUUUCCCCCAACACUUCCCUAGUUGCCACUACUUUUGCGCAACCAAAAAUAUUGCCUCAUCACAGUUUAAGUAACUCCCCCCCCAAAAAUUUUUUGGGGUAGAGUGGCGUUGUACUCCAAGCUACCCUACAAUUGGUAUUACAUUUAUCCCCACUCGCCCCUAUGCACUCACUGCAAAUUGCAGAGCAGUAACAUGCUUAACCAUACUGCUGCUAAAAACUCUGGGUUUAAAAUGGUGCAGUUCGUGCAUAUUUAGGAGUUGAGAAAUAAAUAAAGUAGGAAUGGAAAGCUGGGAUCCCCCUCUUUUUAACAAAGGCCAUUAAAGCUGCUGUUUUCGCGAUUGCAAGAAUUGUUGUGCAUUGACUGCUUGUCUGACUGCUUGUCAGAAUGCAUGUUUCCCUCCCUAUGGCACUCAUAACUUGAAUGCGCCACAAGAGGAAUAUUUAUCUCGUGUAGAACACACAGCAACAAGCCUACUAGGUAAGUAGAUAAAUCAGACAUCCCCAUAGUAUAGUAGUUUUUUUGUUCAUUACUCAUUUUGUUUGCAGAGGAAAAGUACAUGUGUACUGUUCUAGCAUCUUCAAAGUGCGCCUCAGCAGAAAUAUUUUUUAUGUACCAAAAUGAGUGUAGCAGAAACACUGAAUCAGCUAUUCCCAGGCCCUAGACCAAGCAGGGAGAGGGGCCUUCUGUUAUAAAUGUGGUCACCUGAUACACAAUACACAAUCCUCCUGGGAGGAGAAUGAGACUGGACACUGCAAAUCCUAAUCUUCAAUAAAGGGAGGACAACAACAACACUGGCCUGCAGAGUUUACAGUGACUCAUCUCUCCAGAGCAGAACAUUGAGACAAACUGCUAUAACCUUCCAUCUACAGUACACUGAGUGUAUAAAGCAUUAGGAAAACCUGCUCUUUCCAUGACAGACUGACCAGGUCAAUCCAGGUGAACGCUAUUAUCCCUUAUUGCCACUUGAAAUGUUUAAGCCUCGAGACAAUCGAGACAUUAAUUGUGUAUGUGUACCAUUGAGGGUGAAUGGGCAAGAUAAAAUAUUUCAGUGCCUUUUGAACAGGGUAUGGUAGUUAGGUGCCAGGCACACCGGUGUGUCAAGAACUGCAACGCUGCUGGGUUUUUCAUGCUCAACAGUUACCUGUGUGUAUCAAGAAUGGUCUUGACACAACUGUAGGCUGCAUUGGAGUCAACAUGGGCCAGCAUCCCUGUGGAAUGCUUUCGACACCUUGUAGAGUCCAUACCCUGACGAAUUGAGGCUGUUCUGAGGGCGGAAGGCUGAAUGCAUACAUGAGUCAAUGUGUUGGACGAGAUGGGUCCCAUUAUGUCUGGCGAAAACCAAACACUGCAUUCCACAAUAAGAACCUCAAAUGGUCAAGCAUGGUGGUAGUAGUGUGAUGGUUUGGGGAUGCUUUGCUGCCUCAGGACCUGGAUGACUUGCCUUAAUAGAAGGAACCAUGAAUUAUCCUCUGUAUCAGAAGCUGAAGCGCAGCUGGGUCAUGCAGCAAGACAAUGAUCCAAAACACACAAUCAAAUCUACAUGAAAAUGGCUAAAAAGCAACAAAUUUGAAGUUUUGGAAUGGCCUAGUCAAAGUCCAGACCUAAUCCCAAUUGAGAUGUUGUGGCAGGACUUGAAACGAGCAGUUCAUGCUUGAAAACCGACAAAUGUCGCUUAGUUAAAGCAGUUCUGCAUGCAAGAGUGGGUCAAAAUUCCUCCACAGGGAUGUGACAGAUUAAUCAACUACAGGAAUAAUUUGGUUGCAGUCAUUGCAGCUUUUUUACACAGGGGAAUUGGGUGUCGCCAAACUUUGUUAAUUAAAUAAAUAAAAUAUGUAGAUUUUUUUUGUUAUUUGUAAACUCAGGUUUGUAAACUCAGGUUCCCUUUAUCUAAUAUUAUGUUUUAGUUGAAGAUCUGAUAACAUUCAGUAAGAGUGGUCAAAAUUCCUGCACAGGCAUGUGUACAGAUUAUCCUGGUGAAUAAUUUUUGCAGCCUUUGCCGCUUUACCGGGAGAUUGGGUGUCGCCAAACUUGGCCCAUGUAGUAAUAAAUAUGUAGAUUUUUUGUUAUUUGUAAACUCAGUUUGUAACUCAGGUUCCCUUUAUCUAUAUUACGUGGGGCAGUAUAAGAUUGAUAACAUAUGUAUCAAAAAUUAGCUCUGAAAGGGGGAUACUUUUUCAAGCACUACAUAAUUAAAUUAUACAUACAUACAUACAUAAUCAUGAUUGAUCCAUAUUAAUAUGUAUUUAUCCAUCUGAGCAGUAAGGGCACUAGGACAGAUUUCCUGUCACCUUCAUUGCUGUGAUGACGUUUAACAGCUGGCUGGCCAGCUCGGGAUGCUAGCCUAUAUGGCAUAAAUCAGAUUAUCCACAUGCCUGGUGUCUGGUUGAAAACUAAACAGCUCCAUUGGGGCUCUCUCACACUGGCCUAAAUAAACCAAAGUACUACAACUCCAAAGUGCUGUUGCCCAGGACACACAAUAAGACAUCAACAGAGAGAGAGAGCGAGAGGGGGAGGAACAGAAGGGCACGUCACUAAUUCCAUUUGGUUUACCCAAUGCUUCAUUUCUAGUUACACAGGAUGGAUGACACACCUAAAAUAGCUUGUGUACCGUCUAUAGAAGGCCUACUGCAUUGCCACAGAGCCAAUAAAGUUUUCUAUGUCAGCAUGCAUCAGGAAUGAUGAACUUUAAAUGCAGAGUCCACCUCAAGUAGUAGAGUGGAGACCAGUGUUUCCGCUGCACUCAUUUUGCUGUGGAACAUGAAAAAAUAUCUCUGCUGAGGCGCACUUUGAAGAUGCUAGAACAGUACACAUUUCCUUUUCCUCUACAAACAAAAAGAGUAGAAAAAUCAGACAACCCCAUUGUAGAAUAGUUUAUAUACAGUGGGGAGAACAAGUAUUUGAUACACUGCCGAUUUUGCAGGUUUUCCUACUUACAAAGCAUGUAGAGGUCUAAUUUUUAUCAUAGGUACACUUCAACUGUGAGAGACGGAAUCUAAAACAAAAAUCCAGAAAAUCACAUUGUAUGAUUUUUAAGUAAUUCAUUUGCAUUUUAUUGCAUGACAUAAGUAUUUGAUACAUCAGAAAAGCAGAACUUAAUAUUUGGUACAGAAACCUUUGUUUGCAAUUACAGAGAUCAUACGUUUCCUGUAGGUCUUGACCAGGUUUGCACACACUGCAGCAGGGAUUUUGGCCCACUCCUCCAUACAGACCUUCUCCAGAUCCUUCAGAUUUCGGGACUGUCGCUGGGCAAUACGGACUUUCAGCUCCCUCCAAAGAUUUUCAAUUGGGUUCAGGUCUGGAGACUGGCUAGGCCACUCCAGGACCUUGAGAUGCUUCUUACGGAGCCACUCCUUGUUGCCCUGGCUGUGUGUUUCGGGUCGUUGUCAUGCUGGAAGACCCAGCCACGACCCAUCUUCAAUGCUCUUACUGAGGGAAGGAGGUUGUUGGCUAAGAUCUCGCGAUACAUGGCCCCAUCCAUCCUCCCCUAAAUACGGUGCAGUCGUCCUGUCCCCUUUGCAGAAAAGCAUCCCCAAAGAAUGAUGUUUCCACCUCCAUGCUUCACGGUUGGGAUGGUGUUCUUGGGGUUGUACUCAUCCUUCUUCUUCCUCCAAACACGGCGAGUGGAGUUUAGACCAAAAAGCUCUAUUUUUGUCUCAUCAGACCACAUGACCUUCUCCCAUUCCUCCUCUGGAUCAUCCAGAUGGUCAUUGGCAAACUUCAGACGGGCCUGGACAUGCGCUGGCUUGAGCAGGGGGACCUUGCGUGCGCUGCAGGAUUUUAAUCCAUGACGGCGUAGUGUGUUACUAAUGGUUUUCUUUGAGACUGGUCCCAGCUCUCUUCAGGUCAUUGACCAGGUCCUGCCGUGUAGUUCUGGGCUGAUCCCUCACCUUCCUCAUGAUCAUUGAUGCCCCACGAGGUGCGAUCUUGCAUAGAGCCCCAGACCGAGGGUGAUUGACCGUCAUCUUGAACUUCUUCCAUUUUCUAAUAAUUGCGGCAACAGUUGUUGCCUUCUCACCAAGCUGCUUGCCUAUUGUCCUGUAGCCCAUCCCAGCCUUGUGCAGGUCUACAAUUUUAUCCCUGAUGUCCUUACACAGCUCUCUGGUCUUGGCCAUUGUGCAGAGGUUGGAGUCUGUUCGAUUGAGUGUGUGGGCAGGUGUCUUUUAUACAGGUAACGAGUUCAAACAGUUAAUACAGGUAAUGAGUGGAGAACAGGAGGGCUUCUUAAAGAAAAACUAACAGGACUGUGAGAGCCGGAAUUCUUACUGGUUGGUAGGUGAUCAAAUACUUAUGUCAUGCAAUAAAAUGCAAAUUAAUAACUUAAAAAUCAUACAAUGUGAUUUUCUGGAUUCCGUCUCUCACAGUUGAAGUGUACCUAUGAUAAAAAUUACAGACCGCUACAUGCUUUGUAAGUAGGAAACCUGCAAAAUCGGCAGUGUUUCAAAUACUUGUUCUCCCCACUGUACUUACCUAGUCGGCUUGUUGUUGUGUGUUCAAUGCAAGAUAAUGAUUCCUCUCGUGGCGCAUUCAAGUUAUGAGUGCCAUAGGGAGGGAAACAAUGCAUUCUGACAAGCAGUCCAAUGCACAACAAUUCUUGCAAUCGCGAAAACAGCCGUUUUAAUGGCCUUUGUUAAAAGAGGGGGAUCCCAGCUUUCUCUUCCUACUUUAUUUAUUUCUCAACUCCUAAAUACAGUAUGCGCGAACUGCACCAUUUUAAACCCUGAGUUUUUAGCAGCUGCAUGGUUAAGCAUGUUACCACUCUGCAAUUUGCAGUGAGCGCAAAGGGGAGAGUGGGGCUAAAUGUAACACUGGUCAAUUGUAGGGUAGCUUGGGGUACAACGCCACCCUACCUAAAACAUUUUUGGGUGGGGUAGUGACUUAAAAAAUGGUGAUAAGACAGAUAUCUUUAGUUGAGCAAGAGUAGUGGCAACCAGGGAAAGUGUUGGGGGGAAAAUGGUGACAUGAAGUGGUUUCUGUGAGAAGUACAGGUAGGGGGCGUGUUACCCUAACAGGUAGGCCUACAUUAUAUUCAGUGUUUAUGCACGUUUUUUGGGACAUAAAUUUCAUCAAUAGGAUAAUAACUAGUUAAAAGAUCACAUUUGGGAUCUGGCUAAUGAUUAGCCAAAUAGGAUAAAUGCUGAUAGGUAACCCCAUGCUUCAGCCUAUUUAUUUGCACUUUGCUGCGUCAGUUGGGCUACAGGCAUAGCCUACCUGAUAAUAUGGACCCUGCAUAGGUUAUAUACAUGGCCCAAUAUGUUAAAAUAAUUUAAAAUAUAUAAUUUUACCAAUGUGUUAUUGGGCUCAUUUCUGGAGGUGAAAAUUGUUUUAAAUGGUGUCAGCAUACUUUUAUUUUCAUUCAUUUUGGAGGAUGAUGUCCUUUUUAAAAAGCCACUAGAACUGAGCUUCUCAGCCCCCCCCCAACUCACCUCAGUGACCUUUUCCCCCCACUGCUACAAAGCUUUCCAGAGGAAACACUGAGCUGAUUCUUCUCUGUUCUCUGAUCUUGUUCUCUCUCUGUCCAUGUGUGUGUUUCUGUUAGUGGCCAGCGAGGCUCCGGUGUCCAGGCCUACUCCUCUGUAUGGACAGCCGUCGUGGUGGGGGGAGGAUGAUGCUGAACACAGUGAAGGACAGCGGCCAGACGAGGACCCUGCAGGUCUGGAACAAACAUUACUAUUACUCGAUCAAUUCAUUUGUUGAUCAGGAUAUGUAUGAGUGAGUGUGCCACUUUGAAAGAGGCCUGGCAUUUUAGUAUUUUUUUAGUCAUUUUAGCAGACACUCUUAUCCAGAGUGACUUACAGUUAAUGACUGCAUACAUUUUCAUACUGGCCCCCCGUGGGAAACGAACCCUCAACCCUGGCGUUGCAAGCGCCAUGCUCUACCAACUGAGCUACAGGGGACUACAGUAUUGUUAUUAGCUGUGCUGGCUCAUAAAGGUUACAGCCCUUGUAUUUGAUUAGAGUGGCAAACAUAACACUUUGUUACGGCACCACAUCAGUGUUGGAUGCAGUGUACUAAGAGAUGAAUGGUGUUUAGCUCUGUGUAAGCUCUGUAGUUCCCACUGGUGACAGGGAGCUGCCAGUGUCACACUGAGCCAAGCCAGUCCAGGACCAUGUCAGGCCAGUGGGCAGCGCCUCGUGAUGGAUUACCCUGUAAACCCAGGGGACAGGGUAGAGGAGGGAGCGUGACUGUUAGCCUCGCUGGAACAGAUUACCUCUCAGCCACUCUCCUUUGGGACUCCAAGCUCCCACAGUGACAUUUUUCCACGUCCAGCUGGCCUGGCACCCACUGAUUGGCUGAUGUAUUUGUUUGUUAGCUCCAGCAGCUAGACUGAGCAAUGUUGUUAUUUGUGGCUUCAGCUUUAGAGAAAAUACUUGGCAGAGACAGAUUUUUUUUUUCUCUGUUUUCCUUGACUGGUGUAGUAUGUCACAGUUGUUGGUUCUCCCCGGUAAUAUUUCAUUAGAGUAGUGUCUAUGAUUCUUUCCCUUACCCACCUCACAUACUGCAUGUCCUUUGUGCCUGCAGUUUACAGUAUUGGCCUAUAUAGUAUUGAUCUAUAUAGACCUACUGUCUUCCCACUGUGUCUGCCCCCACAGAGAAUACUAAAGAGGGCUCCAGACAUGAGGUCAACGGCUCCCUGUCAGACAGCCAGGCCAAGACAAACUACUCACACCACAGGGAGCUAAGCUACUUUGAGAUUCCCACCAAUCAGUUCCAGCAGCGGGAGCUCCAUGAGGUUCCCACUAAGGACACUGACCCCCCUGCUGGCCCUGUCCCUGUUCUCCCCCCAGCACCCACCUCCACCCCCACACCUCCUGUGGUGCAGAGCCACGCCUCCUUCACCAUCGAGUUUGACGAAUGCACACCGGGCAAGAUCAAGGUCAAGGACCAUGUGACCAAGUUUUCCUUCCGCCAGCAACACAAGCUCCCGGGUAAGGAGGCAUUGACAGCGCCCACUGAGGUGAUGUCAACGGAGAGCAAGGUGGCUGAUUGGCUGGUCCAAAGCGACGUGAGAAUGAUGAGGAGGAGGUCUCGGACGGAGGACAUGUUCAGCACAAAGAGUGAGCUGCCCAUCUACAACGAGGCUUCUACAGGUAAACACUCUGACCAUUUAUACACUGAAUCCACUGUCACUAUCCUCUGUUGCUGUCUGAGAGCUAACGUGUUUCUGUUUUUAUAAUCAGGCCACCAUUAUGAGGCUAUCCAAUUAAAGCCACCGAUGGGCCUUCACAUGUCUCUACCACCCCAGCUGGCCCCACCGAGACCCUUCACCCACCCUGACUCAGAGGAGCCUCUGUCCAGCUCCCCUCCAGAGUCUCACUCCCCUUCUCAGAGCCAGGACAAAGCAGACCCCCAGCAGGCCUUCGUCAUCGAGUUCUUUGACGACAAUCCACGCAAGAAGCGUUCACAGUCCUUCACCAACAACACAGCCCAGCUUGACAGCCCAGGCAUCAGGAACAAGCUGGAGAAAAGGUGCGGCCCCAGCACCCCCACCCAGCAGUACACCAUUCCCUUGAAGGGUGCAGGUUCUGGAGGCCCGCAGAGGGCCGGCUCCCUGAGGAGGGAGAAGAUGGAGGAUCGGAUCAGUAACGGCUUCUCCUCCCGCUCCAUCCCUCUCAGGCCCUUUAGAAGUGUGGGCCGCAGGUCCAAGCUGGCCCAGGACUUCACGGCUGAGUUGCUGAGGGAGUCCAGACAGGAGUCUAGGCCUAGCAUCAACACAACCUGGGAGAGGAAUACUUCAACUGUGUCUCCUACCACCAGCCCUUCACCAACAGUAGUGGCAGCAGCCCCCCAUUCCCACCAGACCCCACCAAGCCCCCCUCAGCCCCCUGUUCCAUACCUGACUCAGACCUCCUCCCCUGUCCACCAGUCUGUGCCCCUAAAAGCCCCUCUGAUGCCCAAGGCCCCACGCCCCAUGGAGGCCCCACGCCCCAUGGAGGCCCCACGCCCCAUGGAGGCCCCACGCCCCAUGGAGGCCCCACGCCCCAUGGAGGCCCCACGCCCCAUGGAGGCCCCACACCCCAUGGAGGCCCCACGCGGCCUGGAGGCCCCAAGCCCCACGCAGCCUGGAGGCCUGGGGAAUGAGGAGGAUGAUACCUUGAGUGAAGCAGGCACCUACACCAUCGAGACGGAGGUCCAGGAUAAAGAGGUGGAGGAGGCACGCAGCAAGAUAGAACUGGCAAGUCUCUUCGCCUUACUCUCUGUAGUAGUCAGUCAUUCUCUGUAGUCGUCUGUCAUUCUCUGUAGUCGUCUGUCAUUCUCUGUAGUCGUCUGUCAUUCUCUGUAGUCAUCUGUCAUUCCCUGUAGCCGUCUUAUCUCUCCAAGUUUGUUUAAUAUCACACCUUGUCAUUCCAUGUGCUUCACCAUGAGAUAACCUGCCUUGUCAAGUAUUGGACAGCGAUGCUAUCUAACACAAGCCAACAUGAGUGUCACACAGGAGAGCCAGUGGAUGUGGCAGCCUCCAGCCCUGUAGAGACAGCAUUCACACUCACACAUCAUGCUUUGUUCCUGACAGGUGUUUGGUGUUGUUGAGGGGCCAGAGCAGCCCAGCCAGACUGCAGCAGCAGCAUAUAAGCCUGUUGAGUAUCAGGACAGGGAGGAGUGUAGAGAGAGUAGCUCGGUGGAUCUGAGGCCAGCUCCAGGGCAGGGACAGAAUCUGGUGCAGGUAAACCCCCAGCCGGGCUCAGUGUGGUGACACAUUCCCACAGCUAACCAAUCAACAAUCAGUCAAUUUAAUCGAUUGAUAAAUCAAUCAGUCUGCUGGUUCAAUAAGCUUUCUGCCCUGGAAGCACAAUUCUGCAUGUUCUGGUCUUUCAUGAUUCUCCAUGGUUCUCAUCUCCCUCUUAGAUCUUUAGUUGUUUCUGGGGAUGUUGGUGUUGUAGUUCUUUACUUCCGACUGGGUUUGGGUGUGUCCAACUGGUUCUCUGGUGGUGUCCUUGGUUUCUAUCUAAGGAGUGGAAUGGGUGUGGCGGUAGGGAUGUUGGAUUUCUGCUGUCAUAAAAUGUAAUUUUCAGAUAUAAAAACUAUCCCAACAUCCCAAGCUGUAAAUGUGUUUAUUCGCCAAAUAGAUUUUUCAAUCAUCAAAUAUAAUUUCUGGAACGUGAUUGUGUUAUUUUUCCUUAUAUUUUAAGCCUGAUUGUGUUUGACUACUGUCGAGACAUGUGAAUAACUAGUGUGAUCCUCCCUGCAGGUACCUGGUGGCUCUAAGUGGGUGUCUCGCUGGGCCAGCCUGGCAGACAGCUACACAGACUCUGGCCCUGCCUCAGGCCUCUUCAACAUCCCCUCACAGAUGGACCUGUCAGGAGGAGGUAAGACACCUGAUGGGAAUUUGAAAUGAUAAUGAGUUAUAGUCCUGAUUAUCAACUUGAUUAAAAAUGCAUCUGCCUGUUUCCAUUCAGUUGGUGGGAGAACCGUCCAUCAGGCGACGCUCAGUCGGAACAUCAACAAUGUGGAAUCGGAAGGCCAGAGUUCCAGAACACAGCGGAUUCUGCCUCAGGCACCGUCGAUGGAGAAGAAUGAGACUCCAACUCCCAGCAUUCUUAUCCAUCAGGACACUUACUUUACCUAUGAUAUCAAAGAGAGGAGCUCCAGAGUCCCCGGACCACAGGAGGACCUCAACAACCUGUCUGUACAGCACGACCUUGACCCAGACAGCCUGAGUGAUGCCAGUAAGUCAGACGACGGCUCCAUCGUGGAGCAGAGGAAGACACCCACACCAGAGACGACAGACAAGAGUUCAUCUCAGAGCAGAGAAGAGGAGAGGCCCACACUCCCAGCCAAGUCUACAUCAUUCUACAUCGGCUCUAAGGAGACUGUGUCUAAACAGGAGCAGGGAUCCAGACCCAAUACACCUAAGACUGAGAGAAAACCACCUCCUCCCAAGACACCACAGUUCUCCACAGCCACCCUGACCAAACAACAGGGUGGACAAGACUUACAGAAGACGAUCAAGCUCAACUCAUCAGCUCCCAAGCUGGACUACCAGGGCAGAGUCAGCCCUCAGCCCAAGGAGAUCUCAGUGUCUCUGGUCAGGCAGGAGAGCUUCACUAAGGACCAGCCAAGUGAUGCUGCCCAGGUCACCAGACUCCCUCACAUCUCCAGCCAGCCUGCUCUGAGUGACCCUGACCCUGCUGAGGCGUUCCAGGGUGUCUGCAGCCAGGACACCCACUCCUACCUCAAAGGGACCGAGGACACUCUGGCUGCCCUGGAGGCCAAGCUCCAGGCCCAGCCACCUGAUGUUGCUCCUCGCCCCAUAGAUUACUCUCUGUCUGGGGAGUCUGACAUGGACUCAGCCAGCACUGCCAGCCAGCACAGCAACCAGACUGCCCCCAAGACCGGAUCCAAGAAGCCCUUUAUCACUAGUGGCCUUCAGAGGGAGAGGUCCUCUGCCAGCUCCUUCACCCAGGAGUCCAGUCGCCAGCAGUCAGCCCUCGAUCGCCUGUCAGAGAAGCGGCGGUCCCAGGGAGUGGACAUCAGCAGGAAGCCUGAACAAGACCGGAGGCUGGGGAUGAGACGCUGUGCAGGAAAACAUGUCUCCAUGGACCUGAGUGAUGACCCCCAGAGCUUCAGCUUACCCUACUGGCCUGAAACCAUCUCCUCAGACCAGGAGGGCUCCCGGCCCGCUGCAUGCAAGAAGUACACCGUCCCCCUGCAGAAAGAGGAUUUCACUAAGUCCUCCAAAGUGACCCAGGCCCUAAGCCGCUCCAACAGCAUGUCUGCCCCACGGCCCACAAGAGCUUCAAUGCUUCGCCGGGCUCGCCUGGGCGAGGCGUCCGACAACGAGGGCACAGAGACGGACAGAAUCUCCCAGAACUCACAGGAAGCCAGUGGGACCACCAAGGCCUCCCAGGACAGUAAGAAGCAGCUCUCCAGGCUGGACAUGCUGGCUCUGCCCCGGAAGAGGACUAGCUCCUUCACCACUCCCAGUGAUGCAGAGUCCUCUGCACCCAGGACAGGCUUCUCCAACCGCAGCACAGAGUCCAACAGCGGCUCUGGCCGUAAGGCCUCCGUGGCUGGGCCCAGCACUAAGCCUGCGCUAGGCAGGGCCUCUGGAGCAGGCAAGCUCAUCACCCGCGUCCGCUCCAGCAGUGCCAAAUACACCAGCAGCACAGCCAGUGAGUAACAGACACGCAUAUCACUGUCCCCUUUGCCUUUUAAUAUGUAAUGUGAUGUAGUACUGUCUUAGUUAUAAUUUAUUACAGGUGUAAGAACCUGAAAGGUAAAACUGUUUAAAUAUGUCUCAGCCGUUCCUGUAAUAUUACAGAAAUAUAAUGAAAGAUGAAAAUGACGUCUUCUGGAUUGGAGGAAUCAGAAUUUAGGUCUGCGUAAAGGAGACAAGUCCUAUUAAUUAUCUAGAUGAAUUGGUUCUGAGUGAGUUUGAGAUCAUUAGUUCAACUAACAAGUUAUGAAGGUGCAAGCCUUGGUUGUAUUCUUCUGGAGAUUUGGUUUCAUCAGCCAUGGUUUAAAGCUCCCUGACCUUUGACUUGAAGUGCCUCCACUAACUACACUAAUGCUGUAUUGCUAUUUGCAAUUGAAAUAUAAUCCCUUCAGUAAAUUCUACUAGAAUACCUGUGGUGAAGGUGGAUACCAUCUGCACAAUGUUCUCAUAAUCAUUAUGUAAUCUUCAAUCAUGAUAACAUAACUGUCUAGAACAAUGUUGUGAGAAUAUUGUGGGUCAGAUGCGGAAUACCGUACUCUAUCCUUUGAGUGAUAAUCUGUGGUUUAACUAUACUUAACUACAUUUCUCUCUACGUUGUGACUACUAUAUGACUAUGGUCUUCAACAACAUGAUUUUGUGACAGUAGCCAUUACUGUUGGGUUGAGUGCUCAUCUCUGGUUGUGAAUGUUUUUGAAUCAAAGAAAAUCCUAAUGAAUAGGAUAUAAAGAAAGUCUUAGAUCUUGCAUCAGUACAUUUACCAUCUGAAUGAGCACUUCUACAAAACCCUUCUAUAUGGGUCUAUGGGGUAUAUUUAGGUGUUUUGGGAUAUGUGGGGUUUGUAGUUUUUCUAUGGUUUCCUUUCAUGGUGUGUCUCUGUUUUUACCUGCCUUCCUUCUCCUCAUCCUCCUAACCUUCUAACACACCCUUCAAACCAAUUCAUGGCUCCAAGGCUCUAGACGACGACAGAAAGGCUCUGACUGCACCUCCACCUCCGAGGAGGAGUUUGACUCUAACCAGAGCACCCCUAAACACAAACGCUCACACACCCCCUCAGCCUCCCGCUCCCAGCCUCUCAUCCCCCCACGCCCCAAACCCCGCUCACGAGACUCUGACCAGGAGAGUCACGAGGGAGACGCCUACCAGAACUGGUCCUCCCACAGUGCUGAGAUAGCAAGGUGAAUUGAGAUGGCAAGGACACAGCAUUAGCCAGUUCAUGCUAUUGCUAAGUGCUUUAAUUAUCUGCACAGUAAUUGAAGUGGUUCUUGAGUUUUACACUCUUGGUGGAUUGCCUGAGGUAUCCAUCCCUAUGUUGGUCUGUUCUCCCGUUCUAGACUGAGUCAGGACCUGGCUAAAGAUCUGGCCAUCCUUGCCAGGGAGAUCCAUGAUGUGACUGGUGAUGCUGAUCCUCAGAGCUCUUCUGCAGUGGAGGCCAACACACCUGUCUCUACCAUCACCGCCAGGGAGGUGGUAUGUUAACCACAAUGCCCAGUCACACACUGAUAUUUUCUUUAGCACACAAUGCACUAUAUCCUCACCUGUCUUCACUGAUUCCUGUUACAAUGGCUGGAGAAGACAUACACAACAUAUUGACCAAGAGUUUUCAUUCUCUCCAUGCUGUCAGACAGCACAGACAUUUCUUCAGGCUGCCCAGCCUUCUCAGGUGCAGAUUUAUCAAUUGGUUGCUCUCACAUCUGUGGCCAAUGCAAAACAUGAAUUCCACUGUCAUUAAUUGGGUUGUAUCCAUGAAUUCAUCUUGAUUGCUGUUUCUUCCCUGUUUCCAUAUCAGCUACCUUAUGAUUGGCACAUAUGAGAACCAUCCUUAACUGUUGAGACUGUCUGGCUCCUGUUGUAUUGCAGUUGGUCCAUCCCAUCCCAGAGGCUGGUGUGAACUACCAUAGAGUUCCUCCUGGAUCCGCUGCAGCCAGGGACCCCGACCAGACCAUGAUGAAUGACCAGGAACACAACUCUAAGCACAGAGGAUGGGACCAGGAAGCGGUUAGACCAUACUAUUGUUCAUCAUACCACUUCAAGCCAUUUUGAGAAUGUGGAACAUUAUAAAUAGAUUCUGUCUUUUACAAAUUGCUGUUCAGCCCAACUGGGUUCAGCCUUGUCUUUGUAAAAUGGAGAGCUGACUGAAUGUAUUUGUAUGUGAUCUCUCUCUCCAGGUUGUUGUGGAUGAUCUGAUGUUGAAUCCAGUAUCCCAGAUCUCUCUGGCUAUUCGAGAAAACACGGAGCAGCUAGCUGAGAAAAUAAAGUAUGAAUUUAUGCAUAGGCGUGAAGCAUGUUCACAAUACCUUUUCUGUCUGUUCUCAUACCAGAACCAGAUGAGAAGUUUUAUUAAUCCUCUGAUAUGUAGUAAUCUCGUUAGCUCUGCGUGACUGUCUGAGUGAGCUCAGCCUGCCAGCAUGGCUAAUGGACUGAGACUGAGUGGACUGUGCUGUGUUGGGCAGAUAGUCGAUCCUUAGGCGCUACGGGACCUUAAAUAUUCAGUAUAGGAAUUCCUCAUUUGAUAUGUGGUUGCUCUGUCUGUACUCUAGAGUCUGUUUUUGUGCUUGCAGGGUACUAUUCCACAACAAAACUGACGUUUGGGGGGAGAAGCAAUGCUUUGAAGCAAUUCUCAGUAAUGAAAACGACAUCCCCAUCAUGAAAGGCUCAAACAAGGUUGGUAUUUCCUCAAGUUUCUCCAGUUAGUUUAUAGUUAUUUGUGAUGAUUUGCUGUAAAAUGUUUAUUUCCCUCAGCACUGUGUAACAUGCCUAUUUGUAUUUCAGGAAAUCACAUAUAUUCUGAAAGAGCUCAGAAGAGUUCAGAGACAACUUGAAGGUAAGUGCACAUUCAUCACAAUAAUUGAGUAAACAAGCAUCACUUAAAAUGUUUUUUUCUUUUUGUUAAGAUGUUUUCCCUCAGCAUUUCAGAUGUGUUGAUUUACAGUUGAAGUCGGAAGUUUACAUACACCUUAGCCAAAUACAUUUAAACUCAGUUUUUCACAAUUCCUGACAUUUAAUCCUAGUAAAAAUGGUCUUAGGUCAGUUAGGAUCACCACUUUAUUUUAAGAAUGUGAAAUGUCAGAAUAAUAGUGGAGAGAAUGAUGUAAAUGAGAUCUUGUUCUCAACUGGCUUACCUGGUUAAAUAAAGGUGAAAUAAAAAUAAAUAAAUAAAAUUUUCAGCUUUUAUUUCUUUCAUCACAUUCCCAGUGGGUCAGAAGUUUACAUACACUCAAUUAGUAUUUGGUAGCAUUGCCUUUAAAUUGUUUAACUUGGGUCAAACGUUUCGGGUAGCCUUCCACAAGCUUCCCACAAUAAGUUGGGUGAAUUUUGGCCCAUUCCUCCUGACAGAGCUGGUGUAACUGAGUCAGGUUUGUAGGCCACCUUACUCGCACACGCUUUUUCAGUUCUGCCCACAGAUUUUCUAUAGGAUUGAGGUCAGGGCUUUGUGAUGGCCACUCCAAUACCUUGACUUUAUUGUGCUUAAGCCAUUUUGCCACAACUUUGGAAGUAUGAUUGGGGUCAUUGUCCAUUUGGAAGACCCAUUUGCGACCAAGCUUUAACUUCCAGACUGAUGUCUUGAGAUGUUGCUUCAAUAUAUCCACAUCAUUUCCCUUCCUCAUGAUGCCAUCUAUUUUGUGAAGUGCACCAGUCCCUCCUGCAGCAAAGCACCCCCACAGCAUGAUGCUGCCACCCCCGUGCUUCACGGUUGGGAUGGUGUUCUUCAGCUUGCAAGCUCCCCCUUUUUCCUCCAAACAUAAUGAUGGUCAUUAUGGCCAAACAGUUCUAUUUUUGUUUCAUCAGACCAGAGGACAUUUCUCCAAAAAGUAUGAUCUUUGUCCCCAUGUGCAGUUGCAAACCGUAGUCUGGCUUUUUUAUGGCGGUUUUGGAGCAGUGGCUUCUUCCUUGCUGAGUGGCCUUUCAGGUUAUGUCGAUAUAGGACUCGUUUUACUGGGGAUAUAGAUACUUUUGUACCUGUUUCCUCCAGCAUCUUCACAAGGUCCUUUGCUGUUGUUCUGGGAUUGAUUUGCACUUUUCGCAACAAAAUACGUUCAUCUCUAGGAGACAGAACGCGUCUCCUUCCUGAGCGGUAUGACGGCUGCGUGUCCCAUGGUGUUUGUACUUGCGUACUAUUGUUUGUACAGAUGAACGUGGUACCUUCAGGCGUUUGGAAAUUGCUCCCAAGGAUGAACCAGACUUGUGGAGGUCUACAAUUGUUUUUCUGAGGUCUUGGCUGAUUUCUUUAGAUUUUCCCAUGAUGUCAAGCAAAGAGGCACCUGAGUUUGAAGGUAGGCCUUGAAAUACAUCCACAGGUACAGCUCAAAUUGACUCAAAUGAUGUCAAUUAGCCAAUCAGAAGCUUCUAAAGCCAUGACAUCAUUUUCUGGAAUUGUCCAAGCUGUUUAAAGGCACAGUCAACUUAGUGUAUGUAAACUUCUGACCCACUGGAAUUGUGAUACAGUGAAUUAUAUGUGAAAUAAUCUGUCUGUAAACAAUUGUUGGAAAAAUUACUUGUGUCAUGCACAAAGUACUUGCCAAAACUAUUGUUUCUUAACAAGAAAUUUGUGGAGUGGUUGAAAAACGAUUGCAACCUAAGUGUAUGUAAACUUCCGACUUCAACUGUAUGCCUGAUUUCUCUGUCCCCUCCCCAGUCAUCAACACUAUCAUUGAACCCAGUGGAAUUCUUGAGCCAGCCAAAGCCUCCACUCCUAGUGCCCCCUCCUCAGCCGGGUUGAGGCCAUCCAGGGCCCCUUCGAGAGACUGGAGAACCUCAGGUUCCCAGCAGAGUGGUGGUGGGGGCCCCUCUGCCAGCUCCAGGCCCAGUGAGUGCGUCAGGAGAUCAGCUAUGGCCUCUGAGGCAGAGAGCUACGUGGUCUGA